This is a messenger RNA of Schistocerca piceifrons (Central American locust), 1871 nucleotides long. RefSeq lists its product as uncharacterized. Gene Ontology annotation, molecular function: zinc ion binding; N-acetylmuramoyl-L-alanine amidase activity. The record is from RefSeq and is a predicted model, not a curated record. NCBI's taxonomy places the organism in Eukaryota, Metazoa, Arthropoda, Insecta, Orthoptera, Acrididae. The transcript has 7 exons. Gene Ontology annotation, biological process: peptidoglycan catabolic process. The coding region runs from base 42 to 1871 and encodes 609 amino acids.
UUCUGGGCUUGGUUAGUGAUUUGCGCGUCGUCGUCGUUGCUAUGGCAGCAGGAGAGCUGUCACUGCUUCGAGAACAGCCGCCCUCAAUCUGCACGAGUCUGCUCGGAGGUGUGACCUCAGGCGAACGAAGUUGUAAAGCAUAUGAGAGAGCCUCCGGGAGAGACGAUGAUUUUGAUGACAGCGACAAGUCUGAUGGCGCCGAGGGCCAGGCGGACAGUUGCGAACAUUCCUCCCACUCUGUCACCAGCCGUACCACAGAGGAUCUGGACAGCUCUGAACAGCUUCAUGACAGACUCACUUGUCAGUCGAUUGCUGAGCACGUCGACCCCGGUGCAUCGCGGGAACAGGAGAGAGCAGAAGAGGGCGGCGUCAUACAGAGCGAAGGAGACGUCUUGGAGUUGCUGUCUUCUCUGCUGCACGGUGAACAGACCUUGGAGCAUCUGGAAGUGUCAGAUUCACAGGCAGUCACCGUCGGCAACGUCACGUAUGUCUUGGGCGAUAUCAAGAUGAAGGAAGUGGUGCAGGAGAACACCCUUAAGCAGCAGAUUUUUGUGAAGAAGCGAGGGGAGUCUACCGACGACCAGCUACAAGUGGUGAGCCGCAAGGAGUGGCUGGCGGAGCCUCCCUCGCAGCCAGUGGACGUGGUGGAGGGCCCCCUUGACCUGGUCAUCAUCAACCACACAGCCUCCCUAUCGUCCGAGACGCCGGCCUUAAACAUGAUACUGCUCCGGCGGAUACAGCUGAUGCACAUGGAGGGUCAGGGCUGGUUCGACAUCGCCUACAACUUCUUGGUGGGGAUGGACGGCGUGGUGUACGAGGGCCGCGGCUGGGGCAUCGUCGGCAGCCACACCAAGAACUACAACGCAGUCAGCGUGGGCGUCGCCUUCAUCGGCCACUUCAUGCAGGAGCUGCCCUCCCCAGAGGCGGUCGCCUCCCUGUGGCGGCUGCUGGACCAAGGCGUGCGCCUGGGCCACCUGUCCCCUGACUACCGCAUCCUUGGAUACUGUCAGUGCCGGCCGUCGGAGAGCCCGGGCCGCGCCUUCUUCUCGCUGAUACAGACGUGGCCCCGUUGGGCUGAAACGGCGCCGCCUCCUCCUCCAGAGGCCUCCACCACGUACGGUUCUCAGCAAAGUGGGACGCUCUCUGUACAGACAGUGGCGACCACGAUACCUGUACGAGAUGAUGUCGAUAAUGGAAGUGUAAUAUCUGGCACAUUAGAAACGGCAGCAGGAGAUGAUUUAUCGCAAUUGGACAGCACCCUCAAUCGCCAGCUAUCAGAGACAGCCAGCAAGGUCCAUAGCGUCACGUCUUCUCUUGCAGAAGAACCUCAGGUGCAAGAUACUCUGGACCAUGACGAGGACGUCAGCGAAGAGGAUUCCGCGGACACAGAUCAGCAAGACGAGACUAGCAACGACCAGGCGUUCGCUGGGGAUUGGUAUCAAGAGCGGAAGGCAGUACAUGUGUCAAACUCACGAAAUGUUCGAGUGGGCGAAGUCGCCUACGUGUUGGGGUCACUUAACAUCAGCCAAGUUUUGCAGACACACAGUGUUGAGAAGAGGCUGUUCAUGAGCAAUGGCUGCCAAGAGAAGGAGCUACGCGUGGUGCGACGCAGCGAGUGGCGGGCGCGGCCGCCGGCGAGGCACGUGACUCCGCUGUGCAAGCCUGCCACCAAGGUCGUCCUCUGUCAUACGGAUUCAGGCUGCGUCGCGGAAGCAGAGAAGGAGGCUGGGCACUUGCGGACGCUGCAGGAGGUCGCGGUGCACGGCAGGGGCCUGGAAGACAUCCACUACAACUUCCUGGUGGGCGGCAGCGGCUGCGUGUUCGAGGGCCGCGGCUGGGACGUCAGGCCGUGGAGGCCUUCCACCAGCUGA